GUGCCAAGCAUGUGCAACGCUGAUAUUUCUGCGACUCCUCAGCAAGCAGUAGCAGGCUAGCAGUACAGACCACGGAACUCGCCAUGGAACUCUUCCUCUGCGCACCAUGCUUCAUCGUCCUCUUCGUCGUUUCGUCCCUGUACCUCCUCCUCCGCCUCUUUGCCGAUGCUCGCCGCAACCUUCCCCCGGGGCCUCGCCCGCUCCCUCUCAUAGGCAACGUCCUCGACCUCGGCGCGCAGCCGCACCGCUCCCUCGCGCGCCUCGCCGAACGCCACGGCCCGCUCAUGACGCUCCGCCUCGGCGCCGUCACCACCGUCGUCGCAUCCUCCGUGGACGCCGCCCGCGACAUCCUCCAGCGCCACGACGCCGCCUUCUCUGCGCGCUCAGUGCCCGACGCCGUCCGCGCGUGCGCCCACGACAGGUUCUCCGUUGGCUGGCUCCCGCCCAGCGACCCCCGCUGGCGCACCCUCCGCAAGGUGUGCUCCGCGGAGCUCUUCUCGCCGUCCCGCCUCGACGCGCACCAUUCCCUGCGCCGCGAGAAGGUGCGUGAGCUGGUCUCCCACGUCGCACGGCUGUCCCGCGAGGGCGCGGCCGUGGACGUCGGCCGCGUCGCGUUCGCGACCGUGCUGAACCUGCUCUCCCGCACCAUAUUCUCGGCCGACCUCGACGACCGCGGUGGGUCGGAGCAGCUCAGGGACGUGAUCACCGAGUUCACGAGCGCCGUCGGGGUGCCCAACCUGUCGGACUUCUUCCCGGCGAUCGCCCCCCUCGACCCUCAGCGUCUGAGGAAGCGCCUCGCUCGGGUGUUCCAGCGGCUGCACGCCAUCUUCGACGAGCAGAUCGAGCGGCGCGUGCUGGAGCGCGACGCCGGGGAGCCACCCAAGAACGACUUCCUGGACGUGCUCCUCGACCACCGCAGCCCGGAGGAUGGACGGGAGUUCGAUCGGCAGACGCUGCGCUCGCUGCUUACGGAUCUGUUUAGCGCCGGAGCCGACACAAGUUCAGCAACCGUUGAAUGGGCAAUGGCUGAGCUGCUACAAAAUCCAUCAGCCAUGGCAAAAGCCCGCGAAGAACUUGCACAGGUGAUAGGCACCAAAUCAGAGAUCGAUGAAUCGGACAUCGGCCAACUCAAGUACCUUCAGGCCAUCGUUAAAGAAGUUUUCCGUCUUCAUCCUCCUGCUCCAUUCUUGCUGCCGCGGCAAGCCGUGGCGACUACGGAGGUAGGCGGCUACACCGUGCCCAAGGGCACACGCGUUCUGGUGAACGUCUGGGCGAUUGGCCGGGACAGCAAGCUCUGGACUGAGCCUGAGAAGUUCAUGCCGGAGAGGUUCUUGGGGAAAGAGAUCGAUUAUCGGGGCCGGGACUUUGAGCUCCUCCCGUUUGGUUCCGGCCGGAGGAUCUGCCCCGGGAUGCCGCUGGCUGUGCGCAUGGUGCACCUGUUGCUUGCGUCAUUGCUGCACCGGUUCGAGUGGAGACUCCCAAGAGAGGUGGAGGGAAAUGGGGUGGACAUGGGGGAGAAGUUCGGGAUGCUACUGGGAUUGGCCACGCCACUACACGCCAUAGCUGAACCAAUUCAAGUCAAACAGAGCUGUUGAUAUGAAGAAACGUGGGUUGCAGAAAAUUCUAUUGAAGUCAGCAUCAUAAGAUUCCAAUUUCCAACGUAUUUGGUGCAAUUUUCUUUGCACGUGUAGUGUAUAUUUGCUGAGUGGUCACAGUCACAU
Lolium rigidum is the source of this 1721-nucleotide messenger RNA. Its product is annotated as geraniol 8-hydroxylase-like. The transcript has 2 exons. NCBI's taxonomy places the organism in Eukaryota, Viridiplantae, Streptophyta, Magnoliopsida, Poales, Poaceae. The record is from RefSeq and is a predicted model, not a curated record. The coding region runs from base 84 to 1595 and encodes 503 amino acids. Gene Ontology annotation, molecular function: heme binding; monooxygenase activity; iron ion binding.